Coffea arabica (coffee) is the source of this 2184-nucleotide messenger RNA. NCBI's taxonomy places the organism in Eukaryota, Viridiplantae, Streptophyta, Magnoliopsida, Gentianales, Rubiaceae. The record is from RefSeq and is a predicted model, not a curated record.
AGCCAAUAGAAAGUAAAAAUAAAAAAAAAAAAGAAACGAAAAAUCCCACAGCAAGAAAGAAAGAAAGAAAAAGGGAGGAUGACAUCAAGAAAUUGGUAAAUCUUUAGCAUACAUGAGGCAAGAGUUCAUAGUAAUAUCAUGUGGGACUGGACUUCCUUUCUUUCCUUGCUUCUUAAUUUGAAGGGAGUGGAAUUUUCCUCCUCCGUCCUAUCGUAACAAUACUAAGAAAAAGAAAUGGUACCUAGCUACUCAAGUGUGUGGAUAAAUGAGUGAAUAAAGAUGAGCAUCUUUUUCUCUACCUUUUUAGCCCCAUCUCUCUUUGAUCUCUCACUCUCUCUCUCUCUCUCCCCCCACCCCCACCUCGCCCUCCAAAACACUGCCCACCUUCACUUCCGUUUUUUCCCUGUCAAGUUGGGAGGGAUAGGAAGAGUUAUUGAUUUGAGUCCGACAGCAGAGAAGUAAAGGGACUACUGAGUGAGUGAGAGAUAUAUACAUAUACAUAUACAUAUAUAUAUCAUCCCAUCUCAGCUGCUACAACAAUCUAUAGAGAGAUAUAUAAAGAUCGCCUAGGUAAGCUUGGUAUAGACUAUAGACAUAAAGCAGAUGAUGUUAAUGACGGAACACGUGCCAUACGAGAGUUUCGAACCACAGGGCCUUAUCUGAUCAGAAGACUAGCUUCAAGCCUUCCGAGUCUCCACCGUCAAUUUAAGAGCUUUUUAACCUCUUUCGGAACAGUAGUCCCAGCAGCUGGAGGACCAACCGAAUGGGUUGAAUACUAUGUCGACCAACUAGGUUGUUUAAGAGCUUCAUAUGACCAACAGUACUAGUUUGUAGGAACAGGAAAAAGAAGGUAAUUCAGCAAAAAAAGAUAAAAGAGAGUCCGAUCACGAUGGCGACGUACUUUCAUGGGAAUUCGGAAAUCCAAGGAGGCGGCGGGGAUCAUGGCUUGCAAACUCUGAUUCUCAUGAACCAUGCUGGCUACGUCGGUGGAUACUCUGACACACAUCAACCGCCGCCUCACGUCCAAGUCCAAGUCCAACCACCAAGCAACUUCGUUUUCCUCAACUCCUCCAACACUCCUGGACCUUCAGCAGCACCUGGAGCCAACUCUCUGAACGUUCCCCACGCGCCACCUCCUCCUUCCCCCACGCAACAGUUUGUCGGCAUCCCUCUCACCGCCACCGCAGCUACCUCAUCCCAUGACCACCAACCUCACGCUGCGUCUGUGCAAGACAUCUCAGCCCUUCACGCCUUCCUCCCUCGCCUCCAGUACAACCUGUACAGCCCAGCCAUGGACCUUGGGGCGGCGCGUGAAGUGUCACGCGCCCAGCAAGGACUCUCCUUGAGCCUCUCUUCUCAACAGCCUGCGUACGGGUCCUUUAGGCCUGAAGGUGAAAUCCCAUCACAGCCUCUGGUUACGGCCAUAUCUCCAACUGGCGGGGAUGACGUGAGGGUUUCUGGGGGAUCAUCCUCCUCGGCCUCGGGGAUUUCCAACGGAGUGAACGGCAUGCAAAGUGUGCUAUUGAGUUCUAAGUACUUGAAGGCAGCUCAAGAGCUCCUUGAUGAAGUUGUCAAUGUUGGCAAGGGAGUAAAAAGUGGUGCGGCAACUGCUAAAGGUGCUAAUGGGCAGGCCAAGGAGAUAGGAGAGUCAUCCGAGAUGACGGCCACUGCCGGAGAAGGUCAGAAUGGAAGAGAGAACAGUGCCAAGCGCAGUGCCGAGCUUACCACCGCCGAGAGACAGGAAAUACAGAUGAAGAAAGCAAAGCUGGUUAACAUGCUUGAUGAGGUAAGGCUAUUUUUCGGUCUGUUGAUGUUGUGCUCUAUGGUGUAGAGAAGCCAAGAUUUGAUUUUGAAAGCAUGCAAGCAUAGUACUAUAAACGAUAAACUGAAAGUGAUUUUCAACUUUGAAGCAACUACGUUAAGGCUUCAACUGUGGUUUAUUUUCUUUUGUUGUGAAAACGGCCCCAAGGGUACGGAAGGCUGAGUCAGGUCUCCAUCACUUUGAGUGGGAUAUCAGAUCUUUGCAGGAGUAGCUAUCAAAUAAUCAUGAUCUCAUGAAAAUUUCCCUUCAAUAAUUCCUUUCUCGAAAAUCUAACUGGAGUUCUCUACCUUACUUUUUAAAAUUUUUUUUUUUUUAACACUACUAUUACUCCGUACUACUGGUUGAAUUUUCCGUAUAAAAAA